Drosophila busckii is the source of this 2166-nucleotide messenger RNA. RefSeq names its product P protein-like. The coding region runs from base 1 to 2166 and encodes 721 amino acids. The record is from RefSeq and is a predicted model, not a curated record. Gene Ontology annotation, cellular component: membrane. The transcript has a single exon. Lineage: Eukaryota; Metazoa; Arthropoda; Insecta; Diptera; Drosophilidae. Gene Ontology annotation, biological process: transmembrane transport.
AUGGCAUCAACGCAUCCACAUGCCUCACACGCACGACGCUCCUAUCAUCUGACGGAUGACGAUGAGCUGACCGAAGAGCAGCAGCGUCGUCAUGAGCUCCGGGCGUUCAUACUUAGCAUUGUUAAGAUUUGUGUUUUCGUCGCCAUUUGGAUAUUCUUUUCGAUUGUGCUGAUGAUAUUUCCGCCGCAUGAUGAGCAUCAGGAUUUGGUGCCACUGGUUGCGAACAAGGCGAAGAUGCUGAAAAUUGCAGCAGAGCCCAGUGGCAAUAAAAUAACCUUAACGGUGAAGGGCAACAUUGAUUCGGGCAUGACACAGAAUCCGAAGCGUGCCGAUGAUGACGAUCCACGCGUAGCUAUCUGGGUGCAGUGCUGCAGCAAGGAGUCCAACGACUCCGAGUGGGAGUCCGCCGAAUGGCUGGUGUUCCUCGGCUCUGAUGGCAAAGCAGAGGGCGAGGUGACGCAUGAGUUUAAGCUUUCGGGAAGACCCAUGCCCAAUAAGGCCUUGCAGCGAAUGAUGAUGCGUUCGGAUGAUGAUCGGGACAAUCAGCUUUAUCUAUCGAUGACGAAUAAGAAAAACAAGCACGCAGCUGCUCUGGCAGUGCACAUCAACACCUCGCCGCUGGAUAUAUCCAUGGGUGUCAUCUGUGCUGUAGUUAUACUCACCUUGCUCUACGUGCUCAUCAUAUUGGACAUAACGGAUCGCGCCUUUGCCGCACUGCUGUGCGCGUCCAUAGCGCUGGCCACACUAGCGCUGAUGGGACUGCGUCCAACGCUGAAUGAGAUCAUCUUGUGGAUCGACUGGGAGACCAUGAUGCUGCUGUUCGGCAUGAUGAUUAUCUGUGCGCUGCUCUCCGAGACGGGCGUCUUUGAUUAUCUCUCUGUGGUGGCGUAUCGCGUAAGCAAGGGCCGUCCCUGGAUGCUCAUCUUUCUGCUGUCCAUGCUGACUGUGUUUUUGUCCGCGUUUCUGGAUAAUGUCACCAUUGUGCUGCUCAUGGUGCCCGUCACCAUAAGAUUAUGCGAGAACAUGGGCCUGCGCACCACCAAGGUGCUCAUAGUCAUUGCCAUUUUCUCCAACAUAGGCGGCACUCUGACGCCCGUGGGUGAUCCUCCGAAUGUUAUAAUUGCGACCAAUUCCGUUGUGCAAAAGGAGGGCGUCAAUUUUCUCAACUUCUUGUGCCACAUGUUGCCGGGUGUGGCCGCCAGCAUACUUGUCACCUGGUUUAUUCUUUAUUUCAUGCUGAAGGACAAACUCUAUGCCGGCAGCGAUGAGGAAAUGCGCGAGUCCUUGCGCAAGCUGCAGAAGACCGCCGAGAAGAAUCCCAGAAAUCAGGUGGGCUUGACCUAUAGCGAGGAGCAAAUGCGCGUUGAGGUGCUGAAGCGCAUUGAGGAGCUCAAGGAUCAGUAUCGACGCAAACAGGACGCCAAGACGUUUGGCCUGCAACCAGCACGUAAUUAUAUUGAAACGCUCGCGGACAUGGAGUCCAGAUAUAAGAUUAAGAACAAGCCGCUGCUUAUCAAAUGCACCAUUGUCUUGAUUAUAGCUGUGCUGCUCUUCUCGCUCAACUCCUUCCCGUUCAUGGCGGGCAUGACCUUAGCCUGGGCCGCUAUACUCUGCGCCUUUCUGCUGCUCAUCCUGCACAACAAGCCGGACAUGGACAUUGUGCUGGAGCACAUAGAAUGGUCCACGCUGAUCUUUUUCGCCGGCCUCUUUGUGCUCAUGGAGGCGCUCUCCGAGAUGGGUCUCAUACAGUGGAUAGCCGAUCGCACCAUUGACAUGAUCUUGCGCGUGGAUAAAGAUCACCAAAUUGUUGUGGGCAUUACGCUGAUGAUGUGGAUUAGCGCCAUAACGUCGGCGUUUGUAGACAAUAUACCCAUUGUGUCUAUGAUGCUCAAGCUGGCCAUUAUGCUGGCCAGCAACGAUGAACUGCAUCUGCCGCUGCCGCCGCUGCUUUGGGCGCUCUCCUAUGGCGUUUGCUUUGGCGGCAACUCCUCGUUGAUUGCAGCCACCUCCAAUGUGGUGGCCGCUGGUGUGGCGCGGCAAUAUGGCUAUAAGAUUGGCUUCCUAGAGUUCCUCAAGUACGGCGCGCCCAUUACGUUAAUCACUGAUGCAAUAGCCACAGUGUAUCUGCUCAUAGCACAUGGCCUAUUGUCAUGGAAUACUGCAUAA